Messenger RNA from Mustela erminea (ermine), 2329 nucleotides. RefSeq names its product S-adenosyl-L-methionine-dependent tRNA 4-demethylwyosine synthase TYW1-like. Gene Ontology annotation, molecular function: catalytic activity; FMN binding; 4 iron, 4 sulfur cluster binding. The transcript is spliced from 16 exons. Lineage: Eukaryota; Metazoa; Chordata; Mammalia; Carnivora; Mustelidae. The record is from RefSeq and is a predicted model, not a curated record. Gene Ontology annotation, biological process: wybutosine biosynthetic process. Bases 185 to 2308 code for a protein of 707 amino acids.
GCCCCUUCCCGUCGGAGCCAAUCCCGACGCGCCGGCGACCGGCAUGGCGGCCCCCAGCGCUGAGGCGGCGGAGCGCGCAGGCCCGGCUUCAGGGUAGCUCGGCGGCCUCCGUGCGCGCGCCGGCGCCGGGCUCUCCCGGUCUGCGGUCCCGGGGCCUGUGCGCCGCGGGCGGGCUCUGAGGAGCAUGGAUCCCGCGGGCGCCUGGGACUCCGCGUCGCCCUGGGUCUCGCUGUGGACAAACAGGUUUUACGUGUACGUGGGCUUGGCCUGUGGCAUCAGCCUGUGGAUCUGCUUCCAGAUGGUCGUCAGGAGGCGGGACAAGAGCCCCCAGGAGAAAUCUGUUCCAAAAGCAAGCCGGGAUUUGGGGACAGAUGGUUCUAUCUCUCUUCAAAGGAAGGAGGUCUCCGUGCCCGGGGUGAAGAUUUUCUAUGGUUCCCAGACCGGAACCGCAAAGGGAUUUGCAGCAAGUCUUGCUGAAGCAGUUACCUCCCUAGAUCUGCCUGUGGCCGUCGUCGAUCUGAAAGACUAUGACCCAGAUGAUCAUCUCGUGGAGGAGGUUACUAGUAAAAACGUUUGUGCCUUCGUGGUUGCUACCUACACUGACGGUCGGCCCCCUGAAAGUGCAGAGUGGUUCUGCAAGUGGUUGGAGGAAGCAGCCAGUGAUUUUCGGUUUGGCAAAACUUACCUGAAGGGUAUGAGGUACGCUGUAUUUGGCCUGGGAAAUUCUGCCUAUGCGAGCCACUUCAACAAGGUUGGCAAGAACGUUGACAAGUGGCUCUGGACGCUUGGUGCCCACCGCGUGGUGGCAAGAGGGGAGGGGGACUGUGACGUGGCGAACAGCAAACACGGCAGCAUCGAGGCGGACUUCGGAGCCUGGAAGACCAAGUUCCUCGCGCGGCUGCACACGCUUGAGAAGGGAGAGAAGAAGCCCUGUGACGGCAGCUGCAAGAGCGGCCAGUGCGAGUCGGCCGCGGAGGAGGAGCCCUUUGAGAGCACCAGUGAGGACGAGUCCGGCGCCGAAGACCGUCCGAAUCCGAAUCCCGUCGUUGACGUUGAGGACCUCGGCAGGAUCGUGAGCUGCGCAAAGAGAGAAAAGAGAGAGAAGGAGCAGCAAGAGAAGAGCGGCUUGCUCCGGAGCUCGGGGCAGAACGGCCCCGGCGAACGAAGAGCGAUGAUAACCCCGGCUCUCCGGGAAGCCCUCGCUAGACAAGGGUAUCAGUUGAUUGGGAGCCACUCCGGGGUGAAGCUUUGUAGAUGGACAAAGUCGAUGCUCCGGGGGAGAGGAGGUUGCUAUAAACAUACGUUCUACGGCAUCGAGAGCCACCGUUGCAUGGAAACUACCCCAAGCUUGGCCUGUGCAAAUAAAUGUGUCUUCUGUUGGCGGCACCACACCAACCCAGUGGGCACCGAGUGGCGGUGGAAGAUGGACCAGCCUGAAGUGAUCCUAAAGGAAGCCAUUGAAAACCAUCAGAGCAUGAUUAAGCAGUUUAAAGGAGUACCGGGUGUCAAAGAAGAACGUUUUGAAGAAGGAAUGAUGAUAAAGCACUGUGCGUUGUCUCUGGUGGGAGAACCCAUCAUGUACCCGGAAAUCAACAGGUUUUUGACACUACUCCACGAGUGUAACAUCUCUAGUUUCCUGGUCACAAAUGCACAAUUCCCUGUGGAAAUCAGGAACCUCAAACCAGUUACCCAGCUGUAUGUCAGUGUGGAUGCUAGCACCAAAGAGAGCCUGAAGAAAAUCGACCGCCCACUCUUCAAGGAUUUCUGGCAGAGAUUCCUCGACAGCUUAAAAGCUUUGGCAGCAAAGCAACAGCGCACUGUGUACAGACUGACUCUAGUGAAAGCGUGGAAUGUGGGCGAGCUGCAGGCCUACGCCGAGCUGGUGUCGCUGGGGAAUCCCGACUUCAUCGAAGUGAAGGGUGUCACCUACUGCGGCAAGAGCUCAGCGAGCAGUCUCACCAUGGCCAACGUGCCCUGGCAUGAGGAGGUGGUGCACUUUGUCCAGGACUUGGUGGAUCUGAUCCCCGACUACGAAAUCGCUUGUGAGCACGAGCAUUCCAACUGCCUCCUUAUCGCUCACAAACGGUUUAAGGUCGGCGGCGAGUGGCGGACGUGGAUCGACUACGACCGCUUCCAGGAGCUGGCGCGGGAGCACGAGCGCAGCGGGGGCUCGGCCGCCUUCGGCGCGCGGGACUACACGGCCAGAACCCCGCGCUGGGCCCUGUUUGGUGCCCGCGGAAGAGGCUUUGAUCCCAAGGACACGCGGUACCAGAGAAAGAGCAAGUCAAAGGACAUUUCCGGAUGUUGAGACUGUCUGGCUGUGGGGCGC